GUCCUCGCGGUGACUGACUUCAUAUGAUCCGCUGAAUGUACAUGAUUUAUUCAUUCGUUUACACCCUGUGUGCAUCAAACAGAAGACCUGAAGGAUGGUGUUAGUUCACGUCGGAUAUUUGGUUCUUCCUGUCUUUGGCUCAGUGAGAAAUAGAGGAUCUCAUUUUAACAGGCAUCAGCACAGUCAUGCUACCUCUUGCCGGCAUUUCCACGUAGGCCCGCAGGCCCAGAUCCCUGUUGAUUUCCCAAUGCCCCAUCCAGGACAAUCUCAGACGGGAAUGAGCCAUCACCUGGGCCCCGCGCACCAGCCCACCGCGGCGCUACACCCCUCCCUCAACCACAUACCAGCGCCACCCUUUCAGGACAUCCCGGCCCCACCCUUCCUACCUCAGGCUUUACACCAGCAAUACCUCAUCCAGCAGCAGAUCCUGGAGGCGCAGCACCGGCGGAUACUUCCACAGCCCAGACAUGCUCCAGACAGAACCCUUCCCCAUCCACAGACGCUGCGGCCGCCGUAUGAAUAUCCUCCAUCCAUUCACAUUCCCCCACCGGUACCACAGCAGCCACGCUACCUUGCAGAAGGAACAGACUGGGAUCUGAGUGUGGAUCCAGGCCUGCCGCAGUAUCACAUCUCUCCUCUCACUCAACACUAUCAGCAUUACCUGACCUCUCCACGGCUGCAUCACUUCCCCAGAAACACCACCUCCGCACAAGUGGUGGUCCAUGAGAUCAGAAAUUAUCCAUAUCCUCAGUUACACCUGCUGGCUCUUCAAAGCCUCAGUCCAUCUCGGCACGCGACGGCAGUGCGGGAGAGUUACGAGGAGCUCCUGCAGUUGGAGGACAGACUGGGAAAUGUGAACAGAGGCGCCGUGCAGGCCACCAUCGAGAGGUUUACCUUUCCUCACAAGUAUAAAAAGAGAAGACCUCUGGAGCUGAAGAUCGGCAUGGAUGAAGAGGAGCUGGACACGGAUGAAAAAUGCACAAUAUGUCUCUCAAUGCUUGAAGAUGAAGAGGACGUCAGGAGAUUACCCUGCAUGCACCUCUUCCAUCAGGCUUGCGUUGACCAAUGGCUGGCGACCAACAAGAAGUGUCCCAUCUGCAGGGUAGACAUUGAGACGCAGCUGUCGCCCGAUAGCUGAUGUCUGGUGUAGCACUAGCUGAAGUCGUCUUUCUUCGCCCCCUCUUGAGGGCACUUUGCCAAAUGUGUGUCAUCUCCAUCACCUCUCACCUCUGACCUUUGCCUUCUGAGCCAACAGACGAUGUAGAACAGCGAAGACGAGAAGCACUGAGGACGGUCUCUGAACGUGUAUCUCGAAUAAACGUUCUCCGAAUGUUCGACAUAUUACACGUGGUUGGUUGUGCACUGCAAAAUAAUGCUCAUUUAGAGUUCUUGUCCUGCUUCUAGUCCAAAUAUUUGAGGAUUCCUAAAUCAGUGAGCAUAACAAAUUCACUUUCU
Danio rerio (zebrafish) is the source of this 1455-nucleotide messenger RNA. The record is from RefSeq and is a predicted model, not a curated record. NCBI's taxonomy places the organism in Eukaryota, Metazoa, Chordata, Actinopteri, Cypriniformes, Danionidae.